CCAGGUGACCCCAGGGGAUGCCGUUCCUUAAAAAAGCUCGACUCAACCUGCCCCGCUCCACAGUCUUGGAUAACAGAGCAAAGAAAUCCGGGCUUCGCGGAACGGUAUUUUCUGUCAAUGGCGAUAACUACACUGGGGAGUGGCUGGACAAUAAGAAACACGGUUGGGGCACCCAAGAGUGGAAGUCAUCCGGUGCGAUUUACAAUGGCGAGUGGAAAUUUGGGAAACACGACGGCUACGGCAUCUUCAGUGUACUCCGACCGGACACCAAGAAGUACAUAACGCAGUACUGUGGAGAGUGGAAAAAUGGCAUGAAACACGGCCACGGUUCCUUCUUUGAUGUGCACGCGACGUAUGAGGGCGAGUGGAGCGAGGACAAUCGCAGCGGCUGGGGGAGACUCACCUAUAAGUGUGGGGAUCUCUACGAGGGCGAGUGGCUUUGGGAUAAGGAAGACGGAACAGGCGUUAUUCAAUUUGGUAAGCUUUUUAAUUCAUUGCGGCCAAAUGACUUGAAAGGUCUAACUUUUGAACUCCGUCGAAGCCCUAACGGGAACUGGUAUGAAGGAUGCUGGAAGGGCGGCAAGAAAAACGGUCAUGGAAAGUUCUACUACGCUGACAAAGGUCUCAUUUACGAAGGCCUUUGGGUCAACGGCGAUGCAAAAUGUGGGACUCUGUCUGAUUCUGGGAGAGAGACGGCGCCGUACCCCACCAAGUAUCCAAUUCCACAGGUAACACUACUGGACAUUCAAAGGGUGUUAAGGGACGCUGAGUCAGUAUACGUGGAUGAAAGCUGAUGGGAAAUGACCUUGCUCCAGCGAAACACUUGUAAUCAUUUGAGUUCAUGGACAAAGGGAUCAAAACAACGGCCAUUGCACAGACAAGAACUGAAAAAUGGAGGAUAUGCAUUUGGCCUUUUGUCGCAGUAACGGAUUAUUUGGACUCACCUUCUGUGUUUGAGUGUGUGGCAGGAUUUUAGCCCAUGUAGAAGAAUUUUGCGGUGAACGUGAACGCCUUGCCGGCUCGUCCUUCCGACCAAAUUUAUCUUGCGAUGCCUGCACGAACCUUUGUGCACUUUGUGAGCCGUGCUUCUAAAGAAAAGGACAUGACCAAAAACUUUCUCAUAAAAGUCGAAAGCAUCGCUGUGUCUGAAAUGUACUUGAGGGGCCGACCCAG
Molecule: messenger RNA, 1173 nt
Organism: Hippocampus comes (tiger tail seahorse)
Lineage: Eukaryota; Metazoa; Chordata; Actinopteri; Syngnathiformes; Syngnathidae
Product: MORN repeat-containing protein 3-like
Exons: 4
Coding region: 18-794 (258 amino acids)
Source: RefSeq, a predicted model, not a curated record